Molecule: messenger RNA, 1896 nt
Organism: Rotaria socialis
Lineage: Eukaryota; Metazoa; Rotifera; Eurotatoria; Philodinida; Philodinidae
Source: the annotation of a GenBank genome assembly
AUGAUGUCACCAAAUAAAAAUCUUAUUCGGUUAGAUAAACUUCAUCGUACACGAGAAAAUAGUCUCACUGAAGUCGCUCGUAUCACAGAUGAAAACAUUCCAAAAUAUCGACAAGUUAAUUAUGCUGCCAUGCGAGAUCUUAUUAAUGAAAGAAAAAUCUGUGGAACACAAGCAUUAGAGCGAAUCUCGAAAUUACAAAAUGAAAGUCAUGCCAUGCGGGAACAAGCUGAAUUGAAAAUCUCUCGUGAUUGCUGGCUCAAUGAACAACAAAAAUUAAAUCAACAAUAUAGAAAAUAUGACAAUGAACAUCAAACAUGGCUUGCAGAUGCAUUUAAUGACCCAGAUUUAUUGUCAUUAUUUCAUGAAAUAACUAAAUAUAGAAUAUGGCUCGAAGAAAAUACUAUAAAAUUUCGAAAGACUACCGUUUUACCAAUGAUGCAAUUAAAAGAAGAAUUAGAAUCGAAGAACAUCAACUCUGAUAAUGUUUUCAAUGUCAUGGAUGCACUUCAAAUAGUAAAAAAAGAGCAAAAUGAAUUAAUCCUGUUACUUGAUCAUGAAGAACGGCAAAUCGAAGACGAAUUAAAAGCAUUUAAAAUUUAUAUUGAUGAAGACGAUGAAAUCAAUAUGAUAGAAGAAGGAAUACCAGAAUCAGUUCUGGAAUUACCUUGUCCAGACGAUGAAUUACGAGUAACAAUGCUGCAAGAAUUUCUAAUUAUCGAUCAUAAAUAUCGAGAAACUCUCGUUGAUCUCGACACUAAUUAUGUUGAUGUCAUCAGUGACGAAAAUGGUGGUUGGGAUAUUAGUGAACAUGAAAUGUUAGUUCAUUUAUAUGAAAUAUAUCCCGUUGAUUUGAAAAAGCGUCGAACUUGUAUAUAUAAUCAUUUUCACCGAUACUUUCCAAAACGAUCAAGACAAGAAAUGCUCAAUCAUGAAGAAUGGUGCAACGCUCAAUCGUAUUAUCUUAAACAUAAACGUUUUAUUUUAAUCGAAUGGAGACAAGCUCGUGUAUCAUUAAAAGUAAAAACUCAAUUAGUAUUUGAAGAAGCAUUUGAAUUGCAAGAACGUUUAGCACAGCAACAUGAAGAAAAAUUGAGGCAACGUGCUUUUUGUGAGCAAUUAACAAAUCAAGUUAAAAAAUGGAGAGAAAAACAACUUGAAGUAUUAGAAGUUCGUCGAAAACUCGAAGAAUCAAAACGACAAGCCGAACUUGAAAAAAUGCGACAAGAAAAUGAACGAUCACUUAAACAACGUCAACAAACGAAAGAAAAGCUUGCUGAAUACUAUUCAAAAAAAGAAGAAGUUCGAUUAAUGGAACAUGAAACAGAACAAAAGCGUCUAGAAGAAAUGCAAUAUGUCCUUGCUGAACAACAUCGUAAAGAUCGGGAACGUAUUAAAUUUCGUAAAGAAGAAUAUGAACGAAAACGUCAAGAAUUGUUAGAACGCAAUCAAAUUGAAGAACGUGAAGAACUUGAAAGAGAAGAACGUCUUCAAGCACUUGCUGAACGCGUUCGACCUCAUGUUGAAAUAGAUCACGCUCGUGUAUUGCAACCAACGAAAGCCUACAAUGCUCAUCGUGGUUUGUUGAUAAAUGCAAAUGAAGAUAUUAAUAUUCAACAAGAGUUAUUUCCUAUCAAUACAUUUAAAGAUCGUAAAUUAUGUGGCGAUAUUCGUGUUCGUCUUGAACAACGUUUACGUGAUGCUGGUGUAAUACAAACUGAUUAUGCUCGUCAAGCAUUGGCUGCAGUACAAAAAGCUCCGCAACGUCGAGAUACACAAGAAAAUAAAAUGUGGACUGGUUUCACAUUUAAAACAAAUGAUAUUGAACCAUAUAAUAUGUCAAAGCCAGUGAAAAGAGAUUUCAUUAGUCAUUCCGUGUUCUAUGGAGUAGAAAAUUAA